AUGAUUGCGCAUAGUUCGACGACUGUUCCCGCGCCCCAACCGGCGGGAGCCGCCGGCCGCAGCGCGCGUCGUGUUCGCUCCGUCAAGUGUCCGGUGUGCUCAGUCGUCCUGACUGCGGCUGAUCUCCGGCCGGAUCCUGUUUUGGUUAGGAGGGUACGCAGACACGAAGCAGCGUUGAGACGGGAAGCGGAAGAAGAUGAGUUGUCCGACGGGGCGCGGAGGAGACGGUCUGGGGCGAGGAAAAGUGGGAUCACUCUUGUUGACGAUGAUGGGGCCGAGGACGCAAAUGAGAUGGAUGUGGAUUCGGAUGAGACAUCGGAUGAGGAUGAUAGGCAGAAUAAGGAAAGUUCCAGCAGCCAAGAUCAUGUACGAAUCAAACAGGAGAUGAGCACAGCUCCUGUCGAUGAUGAUUAG
Molecule: messenger RNA, 414 nt
Organism: Aspergillus oryzae RIB40
Lineage: Eukaryota; Fungi; Ascomycota; Eurotiomycetes; Eurotiales; Aspergillaceae
Product: SUMO ligase MMS21
Exons: 1
Coding region: 1-414 (137 amino acids)
Source: RefSeq, a predicted model, not a curated record